Molecule: messenger RNA, 3714 nt
Organism: Lottia gigantea (owl limpet)
Lineage: Eukaryota; Metazoa; Mollusca; Gastropoda; Lottiidae
Exons: 12
Coding region: 1-3384 (1127 amino acids)
Biological process (GO): signal transduction
Molecular function (GO): GTPase binding
Source: RefSeq, a predicted model, not a curated record
AUGCCAGCAACGAGCAACAUGAUUAAAAACCAUUCCACGACGGCGUUGCGUCAAACAGCCAGUCGUCAGGAGUCAGCACCAGUUCUAAUAACGUCACCGCCACCUGUGGAAAACGUCAAAGGCAAGAAAUCCAAAACUUUGGGUAGAGUGCAAAGUGUAAAAGAUGAACGCGUACCUCCCCUCCCGUCUUGUGAACUGUCGAUAGAUGAUAGAGCACCUGGGGUCAUUAAAAUAUUCGGCGACUCAGUGGUUCAUGGUGCUCAGUACAAAAGCGUUCUUGCGUCAACUAGGUCCACGGCUAUCGAGCUAAUCAAGCAAGCCCUUGAGCGUUAUGGGUUAUCGACAUUUAAUCAUCAAGAUUAUGUUUUAUGUGAUACGAUAGGAAAGCUAAAACCCGUGCCAGAUGAUCCACAUCGCUGGGUGGUGGUUUGUCAAAGAGCUUUGAAAGACUCCGACAAACCCUUGGAAUUCCAGGAAUUUUGGAAACCGCUGGAUGGUUAUUACAGACGGUAUCAGUUGCACAAAAAGUCGGAAUUUCUGGAUGAUAAUAUCGCUGACGAUACAUCUGGUAUAAAUGACAAUGCUCGAAAGAUCAUGAUGUCAAAGGUACAUGUUGGAGCUAUCCCAGUCUCAUCAUCUUGGAGCGGAAGUGAACAUAGCCAGGAAACUGUUCGACAGGACCCAGAUGGAAAGUCUCUUCAGCCUCCGGUUUUUGACACGAGUAGCUAUAAAGAGAAAAUACUAACGCUGCAAUCAUUAUCUAUGUAUCCAUAUUUGUUAACAAUUCGUGGCUACCAGGUGCAUCAUGACCUAGUCUUAUACCCACUUCGCGCCAAAUCUUUAAUCCUUGGACGACAUAAUUCAAAUUCUUCGUCUGCUGAUAUUGUUUGUUUCGCGCCCGAUAUAUUUGAUCAUCAUUGUCGUUUGAAUCCAAGGACUUAUCUCGAUAAAGGAAUUAAUCAACAACUAAAAUACACCUUUUAUAUCGAGCUUGAAGUAUUUCCAGGUGCUCAUGUGACCGUCAACGGGCGUCGAGUUGUUGGAAAAGCGGAACUUCAUUCUGGAGACUUAUUAUCUCUAGGAAAACAUUAUUUAUUCUUAUACAAAGACCCGACUAACGGUUUUGACAUCCCUUCCAAGUUAUCAUGGUUAUCAUCUAAAAGGGAUACUGUGGGAAAACGCUCUUCCUUACCCGUGGAAUAUAGAACUCAUCGCGAAAGAGUCACCGUCUCAACGUCCACUUCAGAAGAACUCAAUACUUCAUCAGAUAACCAUACUUCAUUCGACGUAUCAGACGAUGCGGUGACAUGGACGACAGCACCCAAAGGUCAAACUUUGAACCUAAGUUAUGGUAAAGACCGUGAAGAGGAAGUUUUAACCGCCAUUUCUGGUUUAAAAUGUCUCAACAGACGUGACCAUCCCCUGACAUCCGCCAUGUUGUUUAUUUUAUGCCACGACUGUGCCGUGAGAAAAUUUACGCGUCAUCACACUAAAAACAUGUAUAGGCGAAUGCUGGCAUGCAUACAAAACAGCGUUUCGUCUGUAGCAAGAAGUUUGUCUCAACAGAAGUUUGAUUGUAUAAAACUUACUCUGAAAAAUUCGUCAAAUCACCAAGAGUCCGCCAAUUUGAAACAUCUUAUGUACUGGAUGUCUAAUUCCAUUAGUCUAUAUUGUCACAUGGUCAGUAUUGACACUGAAAAUAGAGGGAGCAGUCCCGAACCAGAAGACGAGACGAACAAUAGUCUUAAAGAGUUUUUAGAAGGACUUGAAGAGAUUGUUAGUUUCUGUUUCCAACAAACAGUAUAUUGCAUAACAAAGGUUCUUUAUCCACUAACCAAUAAAUAUUUGGAUUCAAAUCCCUUUUCCGAAACAAUAUCAGUGGAGACCGACGGCGUUGAAAAGACAAUUUUUAUCCUUCACUCUGCCUUAGAUCUAGCUCACAGCGUUCUGCUUCAUGAUGACGUUAGAAAUCAAAUGAUGACUUAUUUAUUGUUCUUUAUUGGCACAUCUUUAUUUAAUCGUUUGAUGAAAAAGGGUUUAGAACAAGAAUAUUAUAAUUGGACAUUUGGAGUUCGCCUUCAGGCAAAUAUCGGUCGCUUGGAAGAUUGGCUGACAGAGAAGAACUUGGCAACUGAUUUCCAGAAAGUUUGUGGGAAGCUGAUCGCCGUUGCUAACCUUCUAGCAACUUCUAAACAACAACUGUUGAAGAUGGAAAGAGAGUCGAUAAGCUCGGAAUUUUCACAACUGAAUUCAACUCAGAUAUCAAAAAUUCUUCGGGGUUAUCAGAUAGGUCAAGGCCGUCCAGCUCCUGAUCACUGGUUUUCGGCGGACUCAUCAGACGACGCUGAAGAUUUGAACAUCAGCCUUGCUUCUUAUCCUGUAUUUCUUCUACCGACAACUGGACCGGAUGCGGCGUCAAUGACGUAUAAUGAUGAUUUUUACGAGACAUUAGAUCGAUUGAAUGCCGCUUUCGGAUCGGAAGAAGGUGAUGGUGAUAGUGGUUUUAGUGUAAGCAAUACACCGAGACUAACAGAAUCAAUGAUCAACACUGCUGAAUCUAAUGGUAACAUGUUCUACCACACCGAAUCACCACGAGUAACCGUGAAACAGCAUCCACGCCUGCUUCUAGAUAACCAUAACUCAUCUAGUAUCCCUAACUCACCCCGUGCUGGUCACGUCUACCCUCCUUCUCCUCCAGACAAUCUAUCGUCUGCAUCCGACUACUGGGAUUGUGACAAUGACACCACAGAUGACGACACUACGAUAACAUGGCGCGAAAAACCUAAUAACCUUAUUAACCAAUCAGAAAUAUUUAGUGACGUCAUUGAAGAAAAUAUAUAUUUAGAACCUCGGCGUAGAUCGCAGAUUUCAUUGAAUGAAUCUUUUAUCGACGCCCCACCCUCAGAAAUUGAUUUUCAUUCAUGUCGUUCAACGUCAGAUGAACAAAAUGAAUCAACAUACAGUGACAAUUUGACCAAUGGCAGGAGUGAUACAUCACAUGAUGAAGUCGUGACCAAUAAUAUUAGAGAAAUAUCACGUGAUGACCGAAAGAUUUUAAUGAAAUCUGAAAAAAUGGGAGAAAUCUUUACUGUGUCGAUGCAGAAGGGAUGUGGUCCUCUGGGAUUGGGUCUAAUUGACGGUCUGUACACACCUUUAAAAUCGGCGGGUAUAUAUAUCAGAAAUAUCUUACCAGAUAGUGAAGCUGAGAAAUGUGGGCUGUUAGCUGUUGGAGAUAGAAUAAUGGCGGUCAAUGAGACAAGUGUAGUGGGUGCCAGUUAUCAACUGGCAAUGGACUACAUCGUAUCCACUGGAAGAGAAUUACACAUGGUUGUAGCUAGAUCACCUCUGGAUGUCAUCCAGCAUAUAAAGGCUUCUAUCUCGUGAUAUGAGUGGACAUCUCGAUUGGUUGGCUGGUAGAUUACAAGUUAACGUCCGCUUCCACUUAAUUGAAAUCGCAGACGAGAGUGGAUGUCUACAAUCUUGUGCUAUAUACUUCACGGACUUUUAGUAUCGAUUCGUAUUUCGGUUUCGUCCCAAAGUUCGACUUUAAGUGCACCUAGGAAAUUGUCAAGGGAUGAGAUGUGCCAUAACAAAAUGUCGAACGUCCAACGAAUUGGAUAAUAAACACUACCACAAAGGGCGUGUCAAUGCAUCAAAUGGAAGUAAAACCCCAAAAAUUAAUUUAUUGUAAUUAAAUUAUAUUGUAACAAAAGA